AUGCUUCUCAUGGCUCACAGCAGCGGUAGCAUUCCAUGCUUCAGUUUUGCCGCCGCCGCCGCUGCCACUAUCUCCGGAAUUGCUGCAGCAGAAGAAGAGCAAGCCAGGCUGAGGGGGGUGGCAGCGGAGGAGGAGAGGAGGAAGAGGAGGAUGGCGUCGAACAGGGAGUCGGCGCGGCGGUCGCGGAUGAGGAAGCAGAGUCAGCUGGCGGAGCUGUGGUCGCUGGCGGCGCGUCUCCGGUCGGCCAACCGCCGGCUGCUGGAGGAGUUGAACGGGGUGAUGAGGGAGCGUGACGAGGUCCUGGUGGAGAACGGCCGGCUGGGGAAACGCAAAACGGAGCUGGAAAAGAAGCUGGAGAAGCUGCAAGCUCCGGCCGGUGGUGGUUGUGUUCCAGGGAAUUAA
Molecule: messenger RNA, 402 nt
Organism: Zingiber officinale
Lineage: Eukaryota; Viridiplantae; Streptophyta; Magnoliopsida; Zingiberales; Zingiberaceae
Product: basic leucine zipper 43-like
Exons: 1
Coding region: 1-402 (133 amino acids)
Biological process (GO): regulation of DNA-templated transcription
Molecular function (GO): DNA-binding transcription factor activity
Source: RefSeq, a predicted model, not a curated record